Molecule: messenger RNA, 618 nt
Organism: Puccinia graminis f. sp. tritici CRL 75-36-700-3
Lineage: Eukaryota; Fungi; Basidiomycota; Pucciniomycetes; Pucciniales; Pucciniaceae
Exons: 1
Coding region: 1-618 (205 amino acids)
Source: RefSeq, a predicted model, not a curated record
AUGGAUAACCGUGGCGUUGAAGAACUCCUCUCGUCGUUUGCUUCCGAUGCAUUCGCCAUCCAAUCUCAGCCUGAGAAAGACUUGCGGGCCUGCUUGAUGAAUUUCUUUUCAGUUGGCCAUGGUCCUGAUGGGCCGACGAAUCAUCGUAACGCCAACAUCCACGCUUCAUCCGGUCGACAGUCAAACCAUAGUGCCUCAAGUCCAAGUUUGCCGGUGGAAGCCCAGAUGUCUGUAUCAUAUCAAGCCAGCGAGCUCCCGCCUCCUAACACGCCGUUGGGAAGCCCGAUGAAGGAAGACGUCUUCAACUUUCCAGCCCCCACAACCAACGCCUUCUCGCCCCAAGACUAUCCAGUCACUCCUUCUCUAGCUGACAACAAAGCACAAAAACCGAUACAUCACGCUGUAACUCCUUCUAAUAACUCAUCCUUUGGGAGUUGUCCAAGUUGUUCUCAUUCGCUCGGCUUCCACCAAGACGAUCCCCGGCUUCUUCAUGCUCCCAAUUGCCACUUCGAUCAAUUCAACAACAAUCAUCAAUCUCCUCUUGGCCAAGACUCUAAUUUAUCGUCCUCCCAUUCACCCUCUGAUCAAUGUCAACUGCCUGCUCAAUUUAACCCUUAA